CCCGUCAUGCCCCGCGGCCGCCGGGAGCGGAUAUCCGGUGGGACCGCGGGGUGGGGGCGCGGGACCAGCAGCCAUGAUCCGCUUCAUCCUGAUCCAGAACCGGGCCGGGAAGACCCGCCUGGCCAAGUGGUACAUGCAGUUCGACGACGAUGAGAAGCAGAAGCUCAUCGAGGAGGUCCACGCCGUGGUCACCGUCCGCGAUGCCAAACACACCAACUUCGUGGAGUUCCGGAACUUCAAGAUCAUUUACCGGCGCUACGCGGGGCUCUACUUCUGCAUCUGCGUGGACGUGACCGACAACAACCUGGCCUACCUGGAGGCCAUCCACAACUUCGUGGAGGUCCUCAAUGAGUACUUCCACAACGUCUGUGAGCUCGACUUGGUCUUCAACUUCUACAAGGUCUACACGGUGGUGGAUGAGAUGUUCCUGGCGGGAGAGAUCCGGGAGACGAGUCAGACCAAGGUCCUGAAGCAGCUCCUGAUGCUGCAGUCACUGGAGUGAACGGGACCCCCCCAUUGCCUCCGGGGACCCCCCCGGGGGGGCUGCCGAGGCUCUUGGUGUCGUUGAUGUCCCCCCCCCAUCCUUGUGCUGUGAAUAAACGUGGCUGUGAUGGAGCAGA
Messenger RNA from Strigops habroptila (Kakapo), 620 nucleotides. It is a transcript of the gene AP2S1, whose product is annotated as adaptor related protein complex 2 subunit sigma 1. Gene Ontology annotation, molecular function: clathrin-cargo adaptor activity. The transcript is spliced from 5 exons. Gene Ontology annotation, cellular component: AP-2 adaptor complex; intracellular membrane-bounded organelle; membrane coat. The record is from RefSeq and is a predicted model, not a curated record. Bases 74 to 502 code for a protein of 142 amino acids. Gene Ontology annotation, biological process: clathrin-dependent endocytosis; intracellular protein transport. Lineage: Eukaryota; Metazoa; Chordata; Aves; Psittaciformes; Psittacidae.